Messenger RNA from Mucor velutinosus, 2184 nucleotides. RefSeq lists its product as uncharacterized. NCBI's taxonomy places the organism in Eukaryota, Fungi, Mucoromycota, Mucoromycetes, Mucorales, Mucoraceae. The transcript has 2 exons. Gene Ontology annotation, molecular function: ATP hydrolysis activity; ATP binding. The record is from RefSeq and is a predicted model, not a curated record. The coding region runs from base 1 to 2184 and encodes 727 amino acids.
AUGUCUAUUCAGCUUAUCAGAAAGGCAGUUCCCGGAGCAGACGAGGCCAUUGUGGAAUACAUUGACGGCUAUCUUAGAGAAAACGAUUUUGAAGACGAUGAAGAUGCCAUUGCCGACUUUGUAAAGCCUAUUCUGAUUGAUGCGGGAGGCGAUGAAGCCAAAAUUGACGAACUAUGUGAACAUCUAUCAAGUCUAUUGCAAGCAAAUCAAAAGGCUUCUGCUCCAGCAAAGCUCUCCAAGCUAGAGCACUCAUUCACCAUGGGCAGCCAAAGCGGAUUAUCUGCUACUGCUAGUCUCGGUAGAGGUUCUGUGGAUUUAGAACAUGCUUCAGGCCGUCGUGUUCAAUCUCAAGUCAACCAAGAAAAGUUGCGUAAAGCCGAGGCAAAGAUUGCUGCCAAAAUGGCUAAGCGCAAUGAAAAGAGCAACAUGAAGGUGGAAUACGAGGCAUCCCGUUUGCUGGACGAACAAAAGAAAUUGCAAGAAGAAUACAAAUUAUACAAUCCCAUCUUGGAUUACACUACCACCAAAGGAAAGAACAAGGACAUCAAGAUUGAGAACUUUGAUAUCUCGUUUGCUGGCCGUCGUAUCUUGACGGAUGCCAAUUUGACUGUGGCAUUUGGCAGACGUUAUGGUGUUGUUGGUAAGAACGGUAUUGGUAAGUCUACGCUGCUCCGUGCCAUGUCUCGUCGUGAAAUUGCUGUGCCUCAGCACAUUUCUCUGCUGUAUGUCGAACAAGAAGUUCACGGUGACGAAACACCUGCUAUUGAAAUGGUGCUUCGUGCUGAUGUAUGGCGUGAGCAUUUGCUCGGAAAGGAGCGCGAAUUGUCUGCUAGAAUCAGUACUCUGGAAGCUGAACAAGACAAGGAAGAGGAGCUGGGUGAAGAGGAAAAGAAGGCAAUUGAAGCUGAAAAGGACAAACUCAACACAGAGCUCAAGGAAGUGUUUAACAAACUCACAGAGAUUGAGAGUGACAAGGCAGAAAGUAAGGCCUCUGCUAUUUUGGCUGGUCUUGGUUUUGGCACUUCCGAACAAAAGAGACCCACCAAGGAGUUCUCUGGUGGUUGGAGAAUGAGAAUUUCUCUUGCUCGUGCCCUAUUCUGUAAGCCUGAUGUUCUUAUGCUCGAUGAACCUGACAACAUGUUGGAUAUUCCUGCUAUCGUUUGGUUAGAAAACUACUUGAAGACCUGGCCCAACACAUUGCUGGUUGUUUCUCACGACAGAGAAUUCUUGGAUGAAGUCGCUACAGACAUCCUGUACAUGCACAGCGAGAAAUUGGACUACUAUAAGGGCAAUUUCACCAACUUCCACGCCACCAAAGAAGAACGUCGCAAGGCUCAAUUCAAGGAAUAUGAAUCUCAAGAGCAAUAUCGUAAACAUCUCCAAGACUUUAUUGAUCGCUGGAGAUACAAUGCCAAACGUGCCCCUCAAGCUCAAUCUAAAAUCAAGAUUCUCGAAAAGCUACCCGUCUUGGAGCCUCCAGAGGAUGAGAAGCUGAUUACCUUCCAAUUCCCCAAUCCUGAACAGCUAUCACCACCUAUUCUUCAAAUGGAUGAAGUGACAUUUGGCUACAACGCUGAAAAGACGAUUAUCCGCCAUGUCAACAUCGAUUUGAGAAUGGAUUCUCGUAUUGCAGUUGUUGGUCCCAACGGUGCUGGUAAAUCCACCAUGCUGAAAUUGCUGACAGAAGAAAACAAACCCUCUUCAGGUGUUGUUCAUCGCAAUGGUCGUCUCCGUAUUGCCUACUUUACACAACACCACAUUGACCAGCUCGAUUUGACAAAGAACGCUGUUGGCUUCAUGGCUGACCAGUUCCCUGGUAAGUCAGAAGAGGAAUACCGUCGUCAUUUGGGCUCAUUUGGUAUCACUGGUAUGGUUGGCCUCCAAAUCAUGAAAACAUUGUCUGGUGGCCAGAAAUCUCGUGUCGCAUUUGCUUGUCUUAGCAUGCAAAACCCUCACGUUUUGGUUCUUGAUGAACCUACUAACCACUUGGAUAUGGAAUCGAUGGAUGCAUUGCAAGACGCACUUGCUGAAUUCAAAGGUGGUGUCAUUAUCGUUUCUCACGACGAAAGAUUCAUCAACACCGUCUGUAACGAAAUUUGGAUUUGUGAAGGUGGUGUUCUCAAGAAGUUCUCUGGAACUAUCAAGGAUUACAAAGAAAUUAUUUGCCCCAAAGAUACUCCAUAA